Suillus clintonianus is the source of this 1736-nucleotide messenger RNA. RefSeq lists its product as uncharacterized. The transcript is spliced from 4 exons. Lineage: Eukaryota; Fungi; Basidiomycota; Agaricomycetes; Boletales; Suillaceae. The record is from RefSeq and is a predicted model, not a curated record. The coding region runs from base 412 to 1566 and encodes 384 amino acids.
CCAUUAAUGAUUGAGGUGCCCUCUCGAUCUACUUCUUCCACCCCUUCUCCCCCAGAAACACCGUCUUCUGUUGAUCCAUCCCCAUCUUUGGCCACGCACCCUGCCUUGCAAAACAUUGAUAUCAUAUGCAUAAUUUGCUCAUAUGUACACGAUGGAUCGCUUCCUGCCCUUGCAUCCACAUGCCGUAUCUUUGAGCGUCCAGCGCUUGAUGUCCUUUGGAGGAAUCUCGAGUCCGUGGAGCCUCUUAUCAAAUGUCUACCAAGUGACCUGUUUGGUAUCGAGCAAGGACAUAUGGUAUUGCUGAAACCUCUCGACGCCAAAAUGUGGGGUAUUCUUUGCAAAUACACAUCCCGCGUGCAUUCCAUCGCACAAUAAUGCCCCUUGGGGGCUAUUGAGCCCCUCGGUUCGCUAAUGCUGUCUUGUCCUUCGACACCUGCGUCCAUAUUUCCGAACCUUCGCAAAUUGAGAUGGCGUGCUGAUGGAACACAAUGCGCUGCACAGUUCUUGCGUGUGGCUCUUGUUCCCACGUUGCUGGAUUUGGACAUAAAUAUUUCUUCACCUUCCUCCAUAUGCUUUCUCUCGGUUCUUUCGUCUCUUGGGACCUUGUGUCCUCACCUCCUGAUAAUACAUAUGCGGUCUCCAUCUGCAACCAACGACUUACUUCAUAAAAUUUCACCCUUCAUUGUACAAUCCAUUUCCCAGCUCCACCAUCUCAAGACAUUGCUUGUAUGGGACCUAGGAAAUCAAGGCAACGAGCAACUUAUGCAGCUGCGAGCUCUGCGGAAACUGGGGUUGUACUUGAAAUCAUCAUCAGCUUGGGAACGACGGUCACAUUUGCGAUUCCCCGGCUUUCACGAUUUGUAUUCUUUGGUUAUCAGAAGCAAACGCAUUGAGAUUCGCUUCCUCACUAAUCAUGCCUCCACAAGUCCAUCCACAAUGCUAUCCCACUUCUUCACUAUCCUUGGGGAGACAUGCGACCACGACAAUCUUGAAUCCUUCGCUGUUCCUAACUCGCCUGGGAAAAUCCACACAAAACCGGAUGUCUUCACGCCAAUGCAUUCAUGCUACAAUUUAACUCAGCUACUCAUCAAUAGCAGCUGGAACAUUUCUAUGGCUGACGAGGAGCUCUGCCAGCUGGUGAGAAGCUGGCCUAAGCUCCAAGUGCUCGAGAUCAGCCGCUUUGUCACCAUCGAUGACACCACGAUACCUACAUUCCACGGGCUGAUCGGCUUACUUCAGCUCUGCCCUGCUCUGACUUCUCUCACUCUUGUCGUGGACACCACCACGCUGGACAGUAUAGAUCUCAGUUCGCCCGGUGGUGGAGCUUGCAGUAGGAAUCUCAAAGAGCUCGUCCUCAGCAAUUCGCCCAUCGACUCACCGCUGCACGUAGCUCUAAUCCUCAGCGGCCUCUUCCCAUACCUAAAGCAGGUUGAUCUUGAUUGUUGGGAUUCGGCCCCAGCGACUUUGCCGCGCCAGAGCCAGACAGUGAAGAAACAAUGGGAGGAAGUGAACCUUGCCCUUUUCAGCUUCAGCGUUGUAAAGGAGCGACGUGUGGAAGUAUCAUGAUGUCGUCCGACUUACGCUUGAGUAAUCACCUACUCACUUUCAAGCCUUUCUAUGCUACAAUGAUGUUAGCUUACAUAUGCAACUUGCUAAAAUACAAUCGUGCAGAUGUCCGAACUUCUAUAUAUGAAGCUCCAAGUGCUCGUAUGUAACACAGAAAUGACGCCGCACCA